GUAUUUAGGACACAGUUGUUAAUGGAAGAAUUCAUGUAUAAGUCCAAAAUAAGGAGGGCAAUCUAAUCUUUGUGGAGAUGGCAGGGUUCCUAGACAACUUCCGGUGGCCGGAAUGUGAGUGUAUUGACUGGAGCGAAAGAAGAAACGCCAUCGCUUCCAUCGUUGCGGGCGUCCUGUUUUUCACAGGUUGGUGGAUAAUGAUAGAUGCUGCAGUAGUUUACCCUAAGCCGGAGCAAAUGAACCACGCGUUCCAUACCUGUGGGGUGUUUUCAACACUAGCUUUUUUCAUGAUUAAUGCUGUAUCGAAUGCACAGGUGAGAGGAGACAGCUACAGCGACGGAUGUUUAGGAAGAACAGGUGCUCGUGUCUGGCUCUUCAUUGGCUUUAUGUUGAUGUUUGGUUCACUUAUUGCUUCCAUGUGGAUUCUUUUUGGAGCAUACGUGACACAGAACACUAAUGUUUACCCUGGAUUAGCAGUGUUUUUCCAAAAUGCGUUGAUAUUUUUCAGUACCUUGAUCUACAAGUUUGGAAGAACAGAAGAGUUAUGGGGAUGAGAGAUCACAUACAGCAUUGCCUAUGCCAUAGUUGCUAUGUUGUACUACGUAUGUAGAUAGAUUUCCGUUUGUUUGUUCUCAGUUGGCUUUCUAAACUCUACGAACAGAGACAAAUUACAGUUUCCAUAACCCACUCCCUCUUUUCACAGGACAGGUUUGUGAAUAUGUACAUAAGACUGUAUAUAUCUUAAAAAGGGAAUGUCAGGCUUUCUUUCUGGAAUCUUCUGGCUUAUUUCUUCAAACACACGGGUUUCCGUCAGCUCCCAAGACUUCACCUUCCAAACCUUCACGUGUUUCAGAGACUUCAGCG
Eurypyga helias (sunbittern) is the source of this 864-nucleotide messenger RNA. RefSeq names its product transmembrane protein 50B (gene TMEM50B). The transcript is spliced from 6 exons. The record is from RefSeq and is a predicted model, not a curated record. Lineage: Eukaryota; Metazoa; Chordata; Aves; Eurypygiformes; Eurypygidae. Gene Ontology annotation, biological process: late endosome to vacuole transport via multivesicular body sorting pathway; protein targeting to vacuole. The coding region runs from base 78 to 554 and encodes 158 amino acids.